Tuber aestivum (summer truffle) is the source of this 6211-nucleotide messenger RNA. Lineage: Eukaryota; Fungi; Ascomycota; Pezizomycetes; Pezizales; Tuberaceae. The record is from the annotation of a GenBank genome assembly.
ACGUCUGUUACAGCGUUAUCCUGUCACCAUUUCCCACCAAUUUCGUACAACUUAUUCGACGGUAGACUGUGUACUUGUACUCCUGGUCCAUAUUUUCCACGCUCCCACACCUGUAUCAUAGGUACCGUAGUCGAAUUGCCAAGUACUGGCUUGGCGGUAAUCACUACAAAAAAAUUACCGUUAACUUAAGAACAAACUUCGAUUCGUAUCAGCACCAAUUACGACCAUGAAGCGACCGUCCGAGGCCGACGGCUCUGUGAAGCCGGAUGGCUUCAACAAACGUCGGAGACCGAAUAAGGUUACUGGAAAUGGCGCUGACCCAAAAUUAGCCCCGGAAGACAUCCAGACACUGCGGCAAUUGCAGAGUUUGUUCUGCGACUUCUCCAAACCAGAAGAGUUGAAUAACGGUGAGUACAAAGCCUCCAGUUCUUGCGAAAUUUAUUUGUCGGCUGCAACGUCCUCUGAUACGGCCUAGGUAUUCAAUGUUUUAAGGCUUUUCUGAAUCGGUGCUCUAAGGGGGCGGAGAUUCCGGACAAAGUUGCAGAUUUCAAUUUGAAGCUUCUGAAGGAAUGGUUGGAGAUACAGAGUAAGCGGGCUACGGAUGGCGAUGCGAAAGAAGGUCAGGCAAAUGCGUUUGGGGAUAUUUUACAAGUUUGGAGUUAUGCCUCACAGGUAAGGUCGCUUUUGCCUCCAACCUCUGGCGUUUGCGCUAAAUCUAGAAUCAGAAAAAUGCUCUUUCAUUACUCUCGUCGGUUGUGUCAUCGCUGGCUUGGGUAGUACGAAUAUGCUCACAGAACGAAGAUCUAAGGUCCAGCGGAUUUGUUCUUUGCAAAGCUAUUUUACAGCAAAGCUACCUAAAGAUAAUCUACCGAACACUGGUCUCUAAUAGGGAACAUGUUGUUGCUCCCUGCCUGAGAAUGCUUACAGAAGUUAAUCGGUUUGAUCAUGGGAGUGCUUGUGGAAUUUUGUUUUCAGCCUUCGACUUCACAGUAAAAGAUAUUACGAGAAACUUGGAAGUCCGGGGCGGAAGGGUUGAGACGAUAGACGAUUUGCGGAGGCCCACUAUUAGGACCACCUUUCUGAGAUUUAUCACAUCAUUUUUCCAAUACGGCAGCAGCAAUAUCAAGAAUCAAAUACUUGGUCUACGCCCUUGGAUAUCACCCAUGUUCAAAUACCUUAGGACAGACUCCCCGGUAGCCAUCAGUGAAGUGGUUGGAGCAUUGUCUAAAUAUAUUAUAGAGGACAAGGAAAUCCCAAGGGUCACUAAAACGAAGGUUUUCAAUGAGUGGGUGCUGGGCCAUAUAGCGGGAUUAUAUUGCCGGCGAGAGAGGGUUACAAUAUCGAAAGCCGGGAGAGAAGAGGAGAAAUCUAUUGCGGAGAUUGCGCAUGAGUUUUUGCUGAAUGUUUGUACUACUCCUGGGAACGGCAUUUGCUUCCCCAGUUCCGGAUGGUAUCCGCCGGGGUUGAUUGAAGGUGAAGAAAAACGUCGAGGAUCCGGGCCGCCAAAGGUACAUAACCGCACUCUAUCGUCGUUUAUCUCGUCUAUCAGACCCUAUUCCGACACACUUCAACAAGAUCUAUUGCUGGCUAUAUUCAAGGCGUGCCCAGAACUUGUGGCUAGCUAUUUUAUCACAAAUACUUCUUUCAGUUUCGACCCUAGGCUUACUUCUACAUGGAUCGGGUACUGCGGUUUCCUUACUGCAGCAAUUGAACUACCCAUACCAGAUCUCUUCGGACCGGCCGAGCUAUCUUCGACGCCUCCUCCAAUAAGUGUUAUUGCCGAGAAUGUAAUACCAAAUCCCUUAACUAAGGCGGUGUUGACAAAAUGCAUUUCUCACGAAAGUAGCUGCAAUCUGAUCAAAUUUUUAACAACACGUCUUCUGGUGGUCUCAUUUCAAAAACUCCGGAGGGUUCUGUCAGCCCUUGAUGAGGCUUCGGCUUCUAUGGUAGACCCUUCCAAAAAUUGGCUAAGGGCGCGGUUUGAAUUCAUUGAGGAAUUCUGCAAACGGGUGCCCGAUAUGUCGACAGUUUCGGGCUUGAUAAAGUCGUCCUCCGGGCUAGGAAUGCUACAGAGGGAAGCUACCAGCAGAUUACUCGUCUACUACUGCGAGACAUUACCAGAACUUGCAUUUGCGGGUAGUUUCGAUGUCACGCUAGCUUUGGGAACGCUUUUCGCAGAUGAGGAAGGGCCCUCGGGUCAAGCUGUUGAUGAGAAAGGAUUGGGAUUUCUCGAGAUACGUCACUUGUUGAGAGUUGCGAAAGAUGCCCCAGAUCUAAAGUGGUGGCACAAGCCAGGUAUAUUCCCGUAUAAUCCCGUUAUCAGAUAUACUUGCUCACUCUGGGGCACAGUCAUGAUGCCGUUCUCGCCCUUUGCAUCUAUCCUCAGGGCUUGCUGUGGGCCGAACUCAAAUUUCCCUCUACACCAGAUAAAGACCUUGCUUCAUUCAUUCGUGGCACCCAGUCUUUUAUUCCAAGCUGAAACAUUAGUAUCUCCUCUCGAGGCACUUCUAGAGAGUCUCACUGUUAUCGCUCAGCCAGCCACUUUUGAAGCAGCUCUAGUAUUCCUAGACGAGUCUGUAUCAAGGUGUAUUCAUGCCCCAUUCAAAUAUAUCGACGAUUGCGCUGAGCUUGUUCUGAAUAUAUCAGAGUCUCAGGGGAGAGGGCAAGGCACCGCGGCUGUGAGCCCUCUGGUCGUCACAACAACUGAGCAAUUCAGAUUCUUCAUAGAAUCAAAUGCCCCUCAUAAAGUGAAACUGGGCGUUUCAACUUGGUUGGCAAGAUUAAUGGAGUCUUGUGCAAUUUUAGGAGAAAACCGUUAUGUUCUUGCCGCUUUGUGCAAUCGUCUUGUCAAACUCUGCGGAUGUGACAAGGCAAGUAAAGCUGUUUUCAAACUGUUAAAACAGGGACUGCAUGGGAAAGGGGAGUUCCAACUUAUGAACAGCAGAUCACACGAAUCAACGUCAAUCAGAGACAGUGGGGGUGGCAUAGAUUCAGGAGAGAAGCACUCCCGAGAUCUGUUCAGGGGGUUAAGAACAUUAGAUACAGGGAUUAUUGAGAAUUUGCUGCACCUCUAUCGAUAUGGAGGCCAUGAUGUCUCACUCUUUGAUAUCAUGAUAAUUUGCAAAGCGGUAGGUGGCAUAUUGGGUGGGGGCGCGAUAAAUGAAAACGAUGCUUGCGCCUCCAUUUCUAAUCUACAAGGCCUUUUAAAAGCUCUCUUCAAGCGGAUACCUGGGGGUGAUGAGCUUCGUGAUCGUUCCGUAGCAAUGUUGGUCCACGAUAGUGUUUGGGUUGAGUCUUUUCUUCGCGUGCUAGUGGAUCCGGGAAAACUCCAACGGUAUAUCAUUUUCUCAACAGGUGAUUGCCCCCUAUGCCUACCAGACCGACUAGAGGCUUACUAAAUGGGUUUGGCUUUAGGAUUCUCCCAACUUCUUUGCUUCACCUUCGAUGGCUUUGAGCCAGUGUUGGAACCUUUUGUUAAGAGGUUCGAGGCGUCUAUGUUGGGCAUCAGCCAAUUCCUUGCCGAUGAUAGUGCUAGCACUCACGGGCAGAGUGUGAGCCAUAGCUACCCCUAUCAAGCCUAGAAACUAUGGCUAAUUGUUUUUUAGAUUUCCCUCAUAUGUGAACCCGUAAUUCUACAAAUUCUGCCCCUAGAGAAUCUUCCCAACCUGGUCAGUCCAAUCUUGAAGGGCACCAACGCGAAAGGGCUCAACAAACUACAAUUUGAUCUCCUUAGACUUAUUCUGGAGCGAUUGUCUACAAUGGGCAAGCAUCUGCCACCUCGGCUUUUGAAGGACAUUCUUGCGCAACUUCAGGGGCGCCUCCCUGACCAUGAGUCUUUUAAUAAAGCUUUAGGACAAUAUCUGCUUGGCUUACCGGAGAAGAGCGUAGAUGUGGAUUCCUUUUGCCUUAAUCCACUUGUACUGGAUCUUGGAAACGACCAUUCGGCAGCAAAGGCAGGUCUAGCGUGUGCGCUUAUAAGGAAAGUGGAUGCUAUACAAGAUCUCGUUCUCUCAUCUUUAGCCGAAACUUCUGGCUCUGCCAAGGUCAAGGAUAUCUCACCUUAUUUAACGGCGCUGCUCGAGACAUUUUCUAUGCCUGUAAAAGGUGCCGCUCGGUUCGAAUGGACAGCGAAUGCAAGCACCGAAGCCCGAGACCAGCUUGAUCAGAUAUUUGGUCGGUUCCAGGAAAAUCUCUAUAAGAAUUACCUGUCCUCUGAGCAGGUUACUCUCCUUCAACAAGCGGUGUCGUUACUCCCAUCCCUAGACAAGGGGGGAGCGCUCCAGAAUAUAAUACAAGACAACAGAAGGAGCAAUCUCACGGCAAAGACUGUUGACCUUAUCGACGCUUUAAUUGACUCUUUGAUCAACACUCGAGAAACAGCCGAUAUUCGAAGCUGGGUUCUGAGAGCCCUUGACUUCCUAACUCGGAUAUUUGAGGAAGAUGGAUUACUGUCAGAGGAGGUCCUGAUGUUCACAAAACGGCUAGGCGGAUUAUUUGCACAAAAAAGGAUUGACCUGUCAUCAUCGGCUCCACGAGCUACUUUAAAUGCUGUGCUUGAGUCGGGCCUUCAGAAACAUAUUGAUACCCCAGAGGUAGUCUAUUUUGUAACGGUUAUGGUUUCACAGUUGCCUCCUAAGGUAGAAUGCACACUCCUCUCCACAAACCUAAUAUUGUCUACUAAAUAUCGCAAUCAGGUUCUUAACGCUGGGAAGUUACUUCAAAUAGUCCUCGAACAUAGCAAGAACCCUCUUUUAUCCCGGAGGGGUACACCCGAUGAGAUCUCACACCAUAUGGCAUUCGUUAUUUAUUGCCUUUUCUCUGUUGCCAGAUUAUCUCAAUCCACUAUAACAACUCUGGAUGGGGUAUUGGGGCUAUAUCGCGGCACCAACGAUAUUAUAGACACUGCUUUUCUAAACAUUAUAUGGAGUAUCGAAGCGCAUCUAGCCCAGAGCUGCGCCAAUAGAAUCGCAGACUGGACAAUUCUUGAGAGAGCGGAUGGAAAGCCAUUUAUUUCGCGAGUCCGAGGCCGGCUUUUUGUCGUUGUGGAUUCUAAGAAGCUUGCCAGGAGUGUUUUCCAAUACUCUCCUCGCAGGGUGACCGUAUCCAAUUCAGAUCUAAAAACGUUUGAAUUGUUCAUGGGUGCUCUUACUGAACAGAAGGAAACAGAUUCCAGGACGUACAAUCCAGAGUUCUUGCUUCCUGCUCUCACCUAUUGCCUGCUGUCGGACAAUGUUAUCGUUGAUGUUCAGGCCGCCACCGAAAAACAUACUCUGGGUUUUGCUAUUAUGGCCCUUUGCUCCCAUAAUAAGAGUUUGAAUACCAGGGCCCGUAGCUAUCUCAGUACAGCUAUUGCAAAAUUGGAGGCAAGAUAUCACAGUGAUUUUUCCCAGCUUCCAGUACCCCCAUUCUAACACGCACAGACUUCGAUUUACCGGGAGAAAACACAAAUCUUGCAUCUCCUUUGCGCCAUAUUGGCCUCCUCUUCAAGCUACCAAAGACUGGAUGCUUCCCAACCCUCUCAUAUCCCUACAGUUGUUGGAGUUUUCCUCGCCCAACUAGUCCAAGUCCUAUCUAGUCCGAGCCACUUCCUCUAUGAAAAAGUCAUGGAACUCCUGCUUCGACAACCAUUGUUGAAUCUACACGAUGUCCCACACAUAAUAUCACUUUCGAAUAUGGGCGAGGAGUACCACAGGGAGAUUUUUUGGAUCUUGAAUGUGCUGGAAGCAGGUUUAAAGACUGAAGAGGUUUAUAUUAUUCUGGAACCAUUCGACGCUUCUGUUACUAAUUGCCCGCGUUUCCUAGGACCUCGAUCUAUACCGGAAACGAAAUGUAUUCGGCAAUUGCCUAAAUGUCUACAAUUCCCCUUACACUAGCAAUAAGGAGAAGGAAAAGGUCGUCGAACUGCUUUGGAAUGCUGCCGGAAUUGAGGGAGGUGGUACUACGCUCAUCACUCGUAACGGGAUUAUCUCUUGGACAGAGCACCAGUUGUCCGGGGCUCUCUCGGCAGAAGACAGAAUUCUGAUGAAAAGGCUCGGGGCGAGGUUGUUUGAGUCAUCUGCUAAGGAGCAUAUUAGUGAAUGGAGUAAGGGCGAUAUUGAAUACCAUCUGCGUGAUGGUAUACUUGGAAAAUAGUCUAUUACUUUGAGCCCAUGUAAUUGUAACUAUUUCGUUGUAUAUAAUUCAAAAGUUGUUAUAAAGGGCGGUCUUCUGU